AUGAAAUAAUUAGACAUGAAUGAUACUUAGAAGCCUUCCCAAAACAAAUAAUAUUUACGGAAUAUUGUCAAAAGAGAUCAUUCAAUUACCAUUUUUUUUUGUUUUUAAUUAACUAUAGACGCUCUCAUGAUUGUUAAAUACAACUCAUAACUAAUAUUUACUAUUACUGUUUGUAUUCUUAAUACCAUUUUUGCCAUUACAACUUAAAUGAUUGAACUUACUAAUAGAAAUGUCCUAUUUAAGAAAAUAUGUAUAUUUAUCAGUAGGUUAUCUACAUUAUUAAUGAUAGCAUUACUAGACAUAUAAUUAAAGAGUGCAUUAAUUAUGUUAUUGCAUUCCUUUGAAUUCUUAGAGAUUGAUAAAAAAUAUUUUCGAUAUUUUGAAAUAAUCACAACUAGAGCAAUAACAUUAUUCAUUAUAAUUAUCAAUUUUGAUUUAAUAUCAAUUAUUUCAGUAUCCUUUUAAUUUUUAUUGGAACUCAAUAAAUUAACUCAUACUAAAAAUUAACACAAGUUUAUUUCAAAUUAACAUAAUCCAUUAGCAUAAAGUUUAAUUUCAUAAUAAGAAUAGGAUAAUUUGUGGAAAAAUAGAAUUUAAAUGAUUCCUGUAUCAUUUGUAAUGAUUAAUUCUAAAACUUAAAAAAUCAAUUUCAAAAAUAAAACUGCUCAUUAAUUCUUUUCAUUUUUUUGUGAAAAUGAUUAAGAUUUUGAAGAUCUUCUUCUACAUAAAUUAUAAUUUAAUUUAGUAUAAGAUAAUAUAGAUUAAAUUUGUUAAUCUUUUUCUUAUUUAAAAAUUCGUUAAAGAUUAAGAAGUAAAUAAAAUAGAUAUUUUUAAUAAGAGAAUUAAAACUGUGGUACUCCAGCUCCUCUAUCAGGAUCUUCAGGAAUAUAAUGUAUAUCUUCAAGAUAAGCAGAUUCUUUGGAACAUAAUACACUUAAAUUCACAUUAGCUGAAAUUAUCUCAAAUCUCUCUGAUGGUCUAUUUUAAGAAUAUAUAGUAAAUAAUUCAUUAGAAUUAUUAUGUCAUUAAAAUUUUUAAGGACUUGCAGAAAAUGCUAAUACUAAUCAUACUCAAUUAAAGAAAUUCUAAUUAUCUGGUUCUAUAUUAACUAAUCAAUAAAAUGAAGAAAUAAUACUACUUCUAAAUGAUAUAUCAAAGCAGAAUGAACUAUAAUAAUUAAUUUCUUAAGACGAAUUUAAAUCAAAAGUAACUAUAUUUCUCAUUCUUAGAUUUUAGAAUCAUUUUCACAUGAAUUGAGAACUCCAUUAAAUGGAGCCAUUAAUUUUUUAACAGCCUUCUUGUAAGAUUCUGAUAAUUCUGAAAAAUAAAAAAAUAAUUAUAUAAUUCCAGCAAUAAAUUCUCUCAAAAUUUAAUCGUAUUUAAUUAGUGAUAUUAUUGAUUUUACAUCUUCAAGUACAAACAAUUUAGAACUAUUAAUUAAGGAAUUUUCAAUGAGAGAAUUAAUUAAUGAAAUUACUUCACUUUUUUAAAUGUAAUUUUCAGAAAAACAUCUUGAAUUUAGUGUUGAUCUAAUGGAUUGUUGUACAAAUAUCAUUACAAGUGAUUAUAGUAAAUUAAUGCAAAUAUUAGUUAAUUUACUUUAAAAUUCAAUUAAAUUUUCAACUGAAGGACUUAUUGUUUUGAGAAUUUAAUCUCAUACAAAAGAUAUUUUAAAAUUUACUGUUACUGAUAUGGGACAAGGAGUUUCAUCUUCAAAUAUUUCUUAGAUUUAGUCUUAUUUAAAUAAUUUAAAGAAUCAAAAGGAAAUUCAAUUAAAUAAAUCAUGGUAAGGAUUUGGAUUAUUGAUUUCUGCUUUGUUAGUUUAAAAAUUAGGACCAUCUGAUAAAAGUACAAUUAAAUUUGAAUCUGAUGGAAUUAAUUUAGGUUCAAAGGUAUCUUUUUUUAUUAAGAAUUAAUAAGUUAAAUACAAUAGUAUAAAGUAACCAACUAUUCGAUAGAAUACAUAAAGAUUUUAGAGUUCAGUUCAUUUAAAUUCUUCACUUAAUAAUUUAAAUGGUACAAUUAUUUAGACUACAGAAUAAGCAAUGAAAAAUAUUCCCAAAUAAUAAAAAAAUAAAAUUUGUUCUUAAAAAUCAAAUGAUAAUUCAAUGUUUAGUGAAAGUCUUGUGUUUGAUUCUUUAGAUUAAAAAUUUGGUUUACUAUUUCCUGUAUAACCAUCUUUAAUUACAGAUAUAGUUUAUAAUUCACCAUAAAAAGUUGUAGAUAGAAGAAAAUAUAGUAGAAAUGAAAAUUCAUCAUAAAGAUCUAAUAAUUCUAGAAUACUUAGUAUCCAAUUUAUAAAAUAAGCUGAGGAACAAGAAGAUGAAGAAUUACUCUAAACUUAUAAAAGAAGAAAAAAGUGUCAAUGUUAAAGAAUCAUGUCUGUUGAUGAUGAAAUAUUCAAUCAAAAAUCUAUUUAAAUGUUGUUAUGUAAAUUGGGAUUUGAAGUUAUUUUAGUAUUUAUUUUAUUGUUAUUCAAAGGCAUUUAAUGGAUAAUAAGCUUGCUCUGAUAUUUAAAAAAUACAAAAAUGUAGUAAGAAGUGCCAAUUAUUAACAUUGAUUCUAAUGGAUUAUUAAAUGCCUAUUCUAAAUGGUUGUCAAGCCACUGAAAAAUUGAUUUAGAUGAUGAAUGAUAAUAUCAUCCCUAAAAUUCAUAUUAUUGGCCUAACUGCUUUUACAAACUCAAAUGAUAUUGAAAAUUGCUUAAAAGCAGGAAUGAGUGAUGUUUUACAUAAACCACUUAAUCUAAAAGAAUUUAAAGAAAUUCUUACUUUAAUUUGA
Messenger RNA from Paramecium sonneborni, 2781 nucleotides. The record is from the annotation of a GenBank genome assembly. NCBI's taxonomy places the organism in Eukaryota, Ciliophora, Oligohymenophorea, Peniculida, Parameciidae.